Molecule: messenger RNA, 1546 nt
Organism: Chaetomium strumarium
Lineage: Eukaryota; Fungi; Ascomycota; Sordariomycetes; Sordariales; Chaetomiaceae
Product: glycoside hydrolase family 18 protein
Exons: 3
Coding region: 276-1454 (392 amino acids)
Biological process (GO): carbohydrate metabolic process; chitin catabolic process
Cellular component (GO): extracellular region
Molecular function (GO): chitin binding; chitinase activity
Source: RefSeq, a predicted model, not a curated record
CAGGCUCGAGCCUGCAAGACAAGUGCCCUACGUAAUUGUUACUAGUAGUUAGUGACAUUCAAGACCAGCAGGAAACAUAGAAAGCUGCAUACGCCGGGCCAGGACAUUCCAAUGUAGACUGGAAGAGGUAGACUUGUGCAUUUCUCAUCGAACUUCUUCUAUCCGGCCCAGUCGAAUAAUCUAGAGCCGCUCUGCUCCCCGUCUGGCCUGCACAGCUGCAGAUGUCCAUCGUCAUCGCGCCUCAUUAGAUAUCUCAACACAGCAAGCCGCAAAGGAUGGCAUCAAUACGAAACAUCUGGGCAUUGCUUGUCUGCUUCGUCUCACUCAGCCUGGCCGUGAACUUGACCUCAAAACCAGAGCUACGAUGUAUCAUGUACUUCACGGGCCAGCACCCCGAGGCACCUCCAAAAAGUCAGCUCCAACAUGUGACCCAUGUAGCCGUGGCUUUCAUGAGCCCCGGCAUCUUCAACGAGCCCGGGAGGGCGGACUGGCCGAUGUUUACCACCGUCGACGAUGUCCGGACCAAGUUCCCCAGGGAAACGAAGGUCCUGGUUGCCAUUGGUGGCUGGGGAGACACGAUCGGCUUCGCGGUGGCCGCAUUGAACGAUGAGACCCGGAAGAUGUUCGCCGAGAACGUGGCCAACAUGGUUGGGGCCACGGGUGCCGACGGAAUCGAUGUCGACUGGGAGUACCCGGGCGGCAACGGCGAAGACUACAAGAAGGUGCCGAACUCGGCUAAGGAAUGGGAAAUCCGCGCCUACCCUCUCCUGCUAGCAGAGCUGCGGGCGGCCCUCGGUCCAGACAAGAUUAUCUCGGCCGCAGUGCCCGGCCUGAGGCGGGACAUGCUCGCCUUCACGCGCGAGACAGUGCCACGCAUCAUGCGCCACGUCGACUUCCUGAACGUCAUGAGCUACGACCUCAUGAACCGCCGUGACACGAUAACCAAGCACCACACCGGAGUGGAGCUGAGCCUCGAAGCCAUCGACGCCUACGUCGCAGCAGGAGUCGCGCCGCAGAAGCUCAACCUUGGGUUCGCCUUUUACGCGAAGUACUUCAUGACAGAGCGCGAUGCCUGCGCUCUCUCAAGCCCGGUGGGCUGCCCGACCCUGCUUCUGGAGGACCCAGAGACGGGAGAGGACCUUGGCCGUAGCGGGGCCUUCUCCUGGCACGAUUCGGUGCCUGAGGACGUGACCGAGUCGUUCUCUCGGGCACUGGAACACGGGGUGUACGAUGACCAGCAGGGGGGGUACUACUACUGGGACGCUAUUCAACACCUAUGGUGGACUUUUGAUACACCCGAUGCCAUCAAACGCAAGUUCCCACUGAUUGUGGACAAGAGGCGCUUGGGAGGGGUGUUCGCCUGGGGCCUGGGUGAAGAUGCGCCCUUGUUUAAGCAUUACGCGGCGCUCGUCGAGGGGUUACAGGAACAUUGGGGCGCAAAGGACGAGUUGUAGACGGGAUUUAUGCUUUUCCACGUACAUACAGGGAUUUGGUACUUGCGGAUAACCUGUUGCCAGCAGGAGUAAUAAGAGAGGCAAUUGUCAGA